AUUAGUCUAAACUAGAAAAGAUAACGAUUUCAACGAAGAUAGUCAGCUUAGCAUAUCUUUUUAUAAAAUCAUACAUUCUCACGAAGAGCACAAAAUAUUUUAAGUACCAAAUAUUUGAAUUGAUGAAAGACAUGUUGACAACUCCCCCACUAAUUCUAACUUACAUGAAAAUGACCAUUCUUAGUUAACUUCCAUUCCCUCAAUUUCUUUCAACCCCUUUAAAUUCAUCCUUACAUGUCUUCCUUUCCUAUGUUCAAUUUUCGAUUAACUCGAGCCCUUUGAUUCAACAAAGAGAGAGCGUGUUUAAGAAACUCGAAAAUUUCUAUGGAGAUACAAUUUCAACAAAACUUCAUUGGUCAAAUGGGGGCGAAAAGUGUGAUCCCAAUAAACAAAGUCACAAAGCUCAAAGGAAAAUCAAAGAAAUCAUCAAGUAGCGUGAAUAGAAGCAACAAAUUUGUAGGGGUGAGGCAAAGGCCGAGUGGGAGAUGGGUGGCCGAGAUCAAAGACACAACCCAAAAGAUUAGGAUGUGGCUAGGCACCUUUGAGACCGCGGAGGCAGCUGCUCGUGCCUAUGACGAAGCAGCCUGCCUGCUUCGAGGGUCAAACACUCGAACCAAUUUUGUUGUCACUCAUGUUUCUCCUAACUCCCCUGUUGCUUCUAGGAUCAAAAACCUCCUCAAAAACAAAAAACUAGAGUCCCAAAAAUCAAGCAAUGUCGAUCAUCAAGUUGCUAAUACUUUAGUUACCCCCUCAACUACAAAUUCGGCUGCAUUUUCCUCAAGUACUGCUAACACCGCUUUUUCUAACCCUUUUAAUAACUUAGCUAGUACUAAUAGUAGUAUAGCUCAAUUUCAGAAUAAUUUUGGGUAUAAAAGUCUUGAUAAUUUUAGUGCACAAACCCAAGGUUUACAUCAAAAUAGGGAGUAUAAUGGUGAUGUAUAUAGGCCUCAACUGAAUGGUUUUGUUGGAAACUACGAGUUAGUUGAUUACUCAACAUUAUUCCAAUGUGGUAUGCCUGGGGGUUGUGACAUAAAUCCUAGCAUGCUAAAGCUACCUCUAAGUCUAAGCUGCCAAAACCAAAGCCAAGAGACGUCAGAGAUGCCUAAAAAUGUAGCACUUCCACAAGCAAUGGGCGCGGAAUUGUUAGAGAUGGAGAAGAUAAAAAUGGAAAAGGAUAUUUCAGCAUCCUACUACAACGCGGCUAGUAAUGGAUUACACGAGUUCAUCGAUUUUGUACAUGAUCCUAUUGAAUCCCUUUGGGAUCUUCCUCCACUUUAUUCAUCUUUUUGUUCAAUUUGAUAGCCCAUUUUCGCCUAUUUGUUCGUGGCUUCCUUGGUUGAUUAACCAAAACACCUCAACUUUGCUAGUUGAGAGGGGUGAAAGCCAAUAGAGUAAAAUGAAAAAACUCUUUGGCUUUGACCUUAUCAAUCUUGUUUUAGUUUAUAUUUUUUUUUCUUACUUAAUUUUGACCUUGGUUAAGUAUUAGGAAUGGAUCAACUUUAAGCUUGUUGGAAAUUUAUUGACGAGGAGUUUUAAGAGAGAUGGAAUAUGUCCUCUCCUAAUCUCUUGCGUGAUUAUAUUGUAUCAUGAUAUACAUAUGUAUACACAUUUUCUUACUUGUGUACUCUUUAAUAAUGUCAAUGAUGAAAGGGUUACAUACAU
Molecule: messenger RNA, 1662 nt
Organism: Chenopodium quinoa (quinoa)
Lineage: Eukaryota; Viridiplantae; Streptophyta; Magnoliopsida; Caryophyllales; Amaranthaceae
Product: ethylene-responsive transcription factor RAP2-11-like
Exons: 1
Coding region: 325-1299 (324 amino acids)
Biological process (GO): regulation of DNA-templated transcription
Molecular function (GO): DNA binding; DNA-binding transcription factor activity
Source: RefSeq, a predicted model, not a curated record